Messenger RNA from Stegastes partitus (bicolor damselfish), 1897 nucleotides. RefSeq names its product signal transducer and activator of transcription 1-alpha/beta. Bases 95 to 1837 code for a protein of 580 amino acids. NCBI's taxonomy places the organism in Eukaryota, Metazoa, Chordata, Actinopteri, Pomacentridae. Gene Ontology annotation, molecular function: DNA binding; DNA-binding transcription factor activity. The transcript is spliced from 19 exons. The record is from RefSeq and is a predicted model, not a curated record. Gene Ontology annotation, biological process: regulation of DNA-templated transcription; signal transduction.
CACAGUCCGGACGGAGGACAGCACUUCCUUGGGUCGUCUCUGUCGUACAAUUCUCAUCUUAUACCACAUAGACGAGCAACGACAGCUCAGAUAGAUGGCACAGUGGCAGGCCCUGCUGCUGCUGGACUCAGGCCUCCAGAGCCGGGUGAGCCAGCUGUACGAGGGAACCUUCUCCAGAGAAAUCCGCCACUAUCUAUGCCACUGGAUAGAGAGACAGGACUGGGACUCGGCUGCUGUGGAUGUAAAUAGAGCAAACGGCUGCUUCCAUGCUCUCCUGGAAUAUUUGGAUGAACUGUGGAAGCGUUCCGUCCAAGAGAACAAGAUUUUGCGGGGGCCUAACUUUUCAUACAUGAAAGACUCCUUGGUGCUAUUGAUUAAAGAAAUUGUUUCCAUAUCUAGAUCUGAAAAAAGCAAAAAAUCCUUCCCUGGACUGGGAAAAGGGACAUUGGUUUUCAUGACUGGUUUUUGUUUUUGUCUUUCUAGGUACUUGGCAAACCUUCCUGAAUUCAAAUGCCGACUCAAAGUCACACCUGUAUUUGACAAGGAUGUUGAAGAAGCCAAGACAGUCACUGGGUUCCGUCACUUUGAUUUUGAAAGGGAUGACAAGAAGGUGUUGGACGUGGAGCCGCCAGGUGCUUUGAUGGCAGAAUUUAAGAACAUGUCACUCAAGGAAAGAAAAUCUAAAUCUAAAGCAUCAUGUGAGGGAGCACGUGGGAAUCAGUGUGCAUCCAGUCCUGCUGGUCCUUCAUGCCCUGUCAGUCCUGCUGGAGCCUCUGCUCUCCCUGCCUCAACUGCUGCAAAGAGUCGUCCAGGAGUCACUGAAGAACUCCACAUCAUCAAGUUUGUGACGGAGCUGGAGCACGCUGGACUGAAGUGCUACAUCGAGGCCAGCUCCCUGCCUUUGGUUGUCGUCUCCAGUACCAAUCAGGUCUCCAGUGCCUGGGCCUCCAUCAUGUGGGUGAACAUGCUGUCUCCCAGUGGAUCGAUGAACCUGUCGCUGUUCGUCGACCCUCCUCCACUCACCUGGGAGCCGCUGGCGCAGGUUCUGAGCUGGCAGUUUUUGUCCGCUGGCCAGCGAGAGCUCGAUGAAAACCAGCUCUCCAUGCUAAGAGACAAAAUUGUGGAUGACACUGAUGGUCUUGUGCACUGGAGCAAGUUCUCCUCCAAGAAUGAAAGUACCUGGGUCUGGAUCGAUGGAAUCCUGGAUUUAAUCAAAAAAUAUUUGGUGGACCUUUGGAGAGACGGAUACAUCAUGGGGUUUGUGAGCAGAGAGAGAACAGAGUUCCUGUUGAAGACAAAAAGAACUGGGACAUUUCUGCUCCGCUUUAGUGAGACCAACAAAGACGGCGCCAUCAGCUUCAGCUGGGUCGACCACUCCCAUGGCGAGCCUCGUGUACAUGCAGUGCUGCCCUACACCAAGAAGGAGCUGUUGUCGAUGUCUCUGCCAGACGUUAUUUACCACUACAGUCUGACUCGCCAGCAGGAGACCAGGAAUCCUUUGCGCUAUCUUUACCCCGACAUCAACAAAGACGAUGCCUUCGGACGCUACUACAAAGUUUUGGAAAAGCCGGCACCAGACAUUAGCAUUUACGGAUAUGUUGGCAGAGUAAAUGCUUCAGUGUCACUUAAUCCUACACCACCUCCGUCUCCACCCAGAGAGAUGAACAUGGAUACUGACAUCGACAUGGAAACCUCUAUUGACAAUCAACAAGUGAUGAAGGACCUCUACCCUGAUUUACUCGACACACCUGGAACAGAUGUGCUGUCUUCACCUCACUUCUACGAUCUAUAUUCACCUCAGGACAACUUUACGUUCAGCUUCUUUGACGAUCUUUGAAUCAGGUUUAUCUCGAUGAGAAACGGGUUUCGGUGCAGAUGUAGUAAUGGAAUACAAUUU